Gopherus evgoodei (Goodes thornscrub tortoise) is the source of this 3818-nucleotide messenger RNA. It is a transcript of the gene C19H11orf52, whose product is annotated as chromosome 19 C11orf52 homolog. The record is from RefSeq and is a predicted model, not a curated record. NCBI's taxonomy places the organism in Eukaryota, Metazoa, Chordata, Testudines, Testudinidae. Gene Ontology annotation, cellular component: extracellular exosome. Bases 108 to 479 code for a protein of 123 amino acids. The transcript is spliced from 4 exons.
CACUCCCUUGGAGCUGCCAGGGGCUGAACAGAGAACCAGGAAAUACAAUCUCUGCUCUCCCUGUGACUUCAGAAAAACAUUUUCUGCUUCAUGGAAGCAGGAGCGACAUGGGCACCUCCUGCAGCUGUGCGGGACGCUGGAGAUGUCCUUCACCUUUUAAAAGAAAAAAAGAAAAGCAAGGCACUAGAGCAAAACAGAUGAGCCAACCGCACCAGGAUGACAGGAAGAAGGGCCUGCAGGCUGCUCACAUGUACGAUGAUGUCUCGGAGUUUCCAGUAUAUGCUACUGUGAACAAGCCCAGGAAUGUGAAGCGUGAUGACAGUGUGCACUAUGCUGAUAUCCAGGUGUUCACCAGGGCCCGGGAGCGCUCAGCCCAAGAGGUGAAGAACUUGCAAAUACAGAAUGCAACGGAGUAUGCCACCCUUAACUUCCCCUAUCCCAGAGUGAAAUACGACAGCAGAAAUGGGACCCUGGUGUAAGAGGUGCAGCAGCCUCCUUCAGCAAAAGUGUUUCACAGACUGAGAUGCCGUAGAUUCAAGCCUGUACCUUGGACGCAUGGGUCUCUCUGAGAAUGUGCAGAGAACCUGGAUCCUCCAGUUGUAUUUGGUUUUGAAGGACUCUAAUAUUUGUCGUAACUGAAUAAAACUUUUCAUUGGGUUUUGCUGAGAAAAUCCAACUUACCCCUUUAGAAACGUCAGGGAUGUUUCUGAGGCUGGAAGGAUGUCUCCUUUGGGCCCCUCUAGAAAGUAAAGCUGCUCCCUGUCUAAUGAAAUCAUAGCCCAAUGCCAUGGGAAGGUGGUUCAUGGCAUGGCAGGAGGAUUAGCCCAGCACCAUAAUAAGGCGGAUCUGGAAACCCAGAACAAAGGAUUAGAUAAGAUAGAACAAGUGAAAUGUUUGCCACUGGAUUUUGUUUCAACAUUAAGAAAACCCUGCAGCUGUUACAGAAAAUGACAGGUGGGUGAUACUGUGAGGAAAUUGCAUGGACCAUGUCACUCUGUGCAUGCUGCAAACACUGGCCCUUCCACUUGGCAUGCUUCAGACACUAACCCCAUACCAUUUCCCCAAUGAAGCAGUGUGUUCCCACCAUGCACAGUGCUCUGCAAUGCUAAGAGCAGGAAUGCAGGGUCUAGACAUGGCUAUAAAGCAGCCCUUUCAGCAGUAUGAUGGUUACAGAUGUAGAUCCUUGCCCCUGAAAGGGAAUGAGAAGCUCUUAGCUAUGGGGAUGAAUCAUAGCCAACCUCAGAUAGGGUUUAGGACCCUUUCUUUUUCCUUCCUGUGUCAUGGUAGCAGAUGGCGUCAUAAUCUCCCGUAGCAGAGGGCUCAUGCUAGACACCCCCUCACCAAUAUACAUUUGAGAUUUUGUUUAUAGAUUAAUAAUAUUGAUUCUUAAUAAUGUCGUUUAGCAAUAAUCCAGUAGGUUCCUGCAUCCCUCCAUGGCAGGGGUUAAAUUAUGGGCUGAAUUUCCAACGUUGUCGCCUAAACAGGGUUUCCAAACUUAAACCAGAACUUUACACUGUUAAAUGAAACUUUGUGCACCUAUGCGCUGAUCUGAGUGGCUCACUGCAGGAUUUGGGACAUCCUAGUCAAAUACCAGUAUUUGAAAAUGGGGAGUUUCGUAAAGUUUAUAAUCAAAUUCCAUUUUGCCUACAACAACUUUAUUAACUAAAGACCUGAGUGUGGUCAGUAUGAGUUACUGUACACUAAAAAAAGAAAAGAGGUACUGAUAUCUGUAUGUUACCAUAGAGAUAUUUUGGGGACCAGUCUUGCAAUCUUUUCACCUGAAUGGCUUUUGUUCACCUAUGAAGUCCCAAAGACUUCAGUGGAAGUGCUAUGCCUAUAGUCAGGUUUGCUGGAUAAAGCCCCAUAUUACUGUGAGGGUUAGUUCUUCUGACUCCCUCCUAAAGCUCCAAGGAUUCUCCCUUUUCUCCCCCAUAUCCCCGCACUCUCCAGGCCCUGCAUGAUCACCCAUCCUUCUGACCAAGGGGGAAUGGAUGGGCUUUGGCCAGUGCGACUUUGUGGCACGGGGCACUCCCUCAUUACAAGAGACAGGCUGAGUGCUUUGCCCCUGCUGGCCCAGUAUUCAAGGAUGGAAGUGGGAUCUCAGACCCAAAUCUUGUUCAUGCUAGACUGUGGGAGUAGCAAGCAACUACAUCUUUUCAUAGAAUCACCAAUAUUAGAACUAGAAAGAGCCAUUAGUUCACCAUUAUCUAAUUCAACCUCCCUCAGCCAGUGCAGGAUGAAAUAAUUUUAUUAUAAAGGUUUUAUAUAAACCUUAUUAAAUAUAGAUUAUCACUUAGUGAGGAGCCUUCCUUUGCAACCAUAACUUUCUUGAUAUAGGAACACAUGGCAUAGGACACUUCCCAUCUGCUCGUCUACUAAUGGCAGAAAUGGGUGGUCUCUUUUGACACCAUGCACCCUUGGUGCCAAGUCCACCUAAAGGCUAGUGGGUAGCCAUGCAGAAUGCUGGCAGCUCGGUAGUUUGUCAUUUAGUGGUGAAACUCGGCAUGUACCUGCAUAUCCAUCCAAAAAUGAAUGGGACUCAUUUGAGAACAAAUUAUGCUCUAGUUCUGAGUGAAGCAACCAGCUGUCGCAAAAUGUUCUGCAAAGAAUCGGUUUCUGAUCUGAAGUUCUCCCCCCUGGAAUGCAGAGCUGGGAAUGGGAAAGUGAGCCAUACAAAUAGAGCAUAGAACAAACAGUAAGGGCGAGAUUCUGAUUUCAGUUACACUGGGGGAAAUCCACAAGUCAAUAGAGUUGGUCCAGGUUGUAGUUGGUGUAAAUAAGAACAGAGUCUGGCCCUAAGGAACUUGUUUGCUGGGCAUGUCAGUUGAUUCUAUUGAUCUGUAGAUUAAUUGUACCUCUGGCUCUUUUGUAUUCUGUAUUAGUUUCUGUUGCUGUUACCACUAUCUUUUAAUGAGCUCCUCAACACGUGGACUGGUAUUUUAUCUCAGAUUUCCUGGGGAAUUCUAGCUUUCAUGCUUAGCUGGUACUCCAUGUUGUUUCUAGAGGUACAGUGUAUCUUAGAGAUAAUCAAAUGCGCUCUAUAGAAACAGAAAUAAUACAGUAAUUUUGCCUGUUCAACAGUCCUCAAAUAGAUAAAUUGCAAACAUACAUGUCUAGAAAUGAUUUCUCUGAAGGACUUGUUUUUGCACUGAAUGUUAACAUAUUCUGCAAACAUCUUUUGUUUUCUGGGCUUGUUCAGUUUGAGUUAAAUGAGUGUGAAAUCAAAUGUUCCUUUCAUGUUUGAGGCUUAAUUGUACUUUUAACUAAUGAAAUUGCACUUUUAAAAUGGUCAUUAUGGUGAUAUGCACCUCGUUCCUGUACUUAUGCACAACACAUGUAUAAAGCUACUCACAUGCAUACAUGGCAGAUACAGGUCUAUCAGUGCCACCAGUGAGGAGAAGGAGAUUUCUGACACUUUGUUAUUAAAAUAAAUAGUGUGAAGGAAAAUUAUUCUUGUGUACUUUCAGAAAAUGUGAAGCCAAUACUCAUUUACAGUGAAAUCUGUUUGUAUGCUGAAUCACUCUUAUUUAGAAAUGCUGAUGUAUAUAAUAAACAUACAAUGACAUGAUUUACUAAAACAGUAAAACAACAUUUCUAAAAUAUUGUCUUUAGGCACAUUAAACAGACUAUCUCUGUAGCAUAGCAAGAGAAUUUCUGCCCAAUAUCUGACUGAAUUAAGUGUGAUGUUAUUAAUUGCUGAGUUUGGGUCAGAAAUGGCUAAUGAAGAAUUUGUACAGUCCCCCUCUGCCUUGCUGUCUGGCUCUGCUGCAUGACUGCUGGGUAUCAGAAGCAGGGACUGCUGAUUUUACAAUUGGAAA